AUGGCUUCCCCCGCAAGCGGCAAGAUCCCCCUCUGGCUCGACUGCGACACAGGACAUGAUGACGCAUAUGCACUUCUUAUCAGUGCCCAUGACCCCCGGGUCGAAUUACUAGGUGUUAGCACCGUCCACGGCAAUGCCUCACUUGAUCAAACAACAUUCAACACAAGAGGUGUCCUCGAAGCACUGGGAAAGCGUGAAGUCAAGGUCUACUCCGGCGCAGCAAAGCCGAUUGUCCGCGAUGCAGUUCACGCUGCUGAUAUACAUGGAGAAUCCGGACUCGAUGGCGUCACACUGUUGCCCCAGCCGAUUGAACCAGCGGCUACCGAUGUUGGCCAUCUCGAGGCUAUGUACAGAGCGCUUAUGUCGACGCCUCCGAAUACCGCAUAUCUCGUGUCUACUGGUACCUUGACCAACAUCGGGUUGCUCUUUCAGAAGUACACCGACUUGGCGAAGCAUAUCAAAGGUCUAAGCAUAAUGGGCGGCGCCGUUGGUGGAGGCUUCACGAAUGCUCCUAUGGGGAAAGUCAAGGGCGAAGGUGAACGUUUUGGAAACUGGACCGCAUAUGCAGAAUUCAACAUUUACUGUGAUCCAGAAGCAUCUCAAUUUAUUUUCUCUCAUCCCGACCUGAAGGCAAAAACCACCUUGAUACCCCUUGACCUCAGCCAUCAAGUCCUUGGUACCAAAACAGUCCGGUAUACGCAAUUGUUCGGGGCCGAUCGACCUCUAGACGAGUCUUCUGCGAAUUCAAAGAGCACGCCGUCCCCACUUCGAUCUCUUUUCACACAGAUAAUGUCAUUUUUCGCCGGAACGUAUGCGGAAGUGUUUGCAAUCACGGAAGGACCGCCAUUGCAUGAUCCACUCGCCGUUGCAGCGGUAACUCAUCCAGACAUUUUUGACGACAAGGGAGGGGAACGCUUCCAGGUUGAAGUGGUAACAGAAGGUGUCCAUUCGGUAACCCAGUCUGAUGUCGGCGAAUUGGGUCGUACUAAAGUCACCAAGCUCGCUCCUGGCGAAGGUGGCUGCAGAAUCCCCCGCGGCGUCGACCUUGCUCAAUUCUGGGGACUAGUUGAAGGCUGCCUCCAGAGCGCAGAUAAGGUUAGCCCAAUGCCAAAACUUACAUUUGAAGAACUCCAGAAGGAAGGUGUUUUUGUGGGCGUGGUAUGAUUGAUGGCUUCGCCAUGAUCUUUAGUCUCGUCAUUUAUAGGGCCUUGGGAAUUCUUAGAGGGUAGAAAUUCAUAGAGAGUCGUACAACGAAUCAAGAUCAUCGCCAGGCGCAACACUUACGAAACCAUGCACGUCAAUAUGUGUAUGAAUAUGAGCU
Aaosphaeria arxii CBS 175.79 is the source of this 1321-nucleotide messenger RNA. RefSeq names its product Inosine/uridine-preferring nucleoside hydrolase. Gene Ontology annotation, biological process: purine nucleoside catabolic process. Gene Ontology annotation, cellular component: cytosol. NCBI's taxonomy places the organism in Eukaryota, Fungi, Ascomycota, Dothideomycetes, Pleosporales. The record is from RefSeq and is a predicted model, not a curated record. The coding region runs from base 1 to 1164 and encodes 387 amino acids. Gene Ontology annotation, molecular function: purine nucleosidase activity. The transcript is spliced from 4 exons.